Molecule: messenger RNA, 1227 nt
Organism: Ochotona princeps (American pika)
Lineage: Eukaryota; Metazoa; Chordata; Mammalia; Lagomorpha; Ochotonidae
Gene: HSH2D
Product: hematopoietic SH2 domain containing
Exons: 5
Coding region: 21-1058 (345 amino acids)
Cellular component (GO): cytoplasm
Source: RefSeq, a predicted model, not a curated record
GCUCCCGACCUGGGGAAGCCAUGACAGAGGCUGGGAAGCUGCCCCCACCGCUCCCUCCACGACUGGACUGGUUCGUGCACACCCAGAUGAGCCAGCUAACCCGCGACGGGAUCCCUGAGUGGUUUCAUGGGACCAUUUCAAGAGAAGCCGCCGAGAAUCUGUUGGAGUCUCAGCCGCUGGGUUCCUUCCUCAUUAGGGUCAGCCACAGCCACGUGGGCUACACACUGUCCUACAGAGCCGAGAGCUGCUGCCGUCAUCUGAUGAUCAAGCUACUGGAAGACGGGAGCUUCGUCAUCCCCGGCCAGGAGGUGGCCCACGCCUCGUUGGACGCCCUGGUUGCGUUCCACCUGCACAACCCGGUCCAGCGGCACGGGGAAGAGCUGCUGAGCCAGCCCUGUGGGCAGAAGGAUCCAGAAAAUGUGGACUAUGAAGACCUCUUCCUUUACUCCAGUGCCCUGGCAGAGGAACUCUGUAGUGCCAUGCGUGACCCCUGGGACCCCCAGAGAUCUUCGCCCUGCCAGAGGACCACCCCUGAGGAGCCCAAGGACAAAAGGCCCUCAGCUGAGAAGGACCAUGGACCCACGCAGGGAGCCCCAGCUGCCCUUGGGGAGACACGGCACGGACUCUGGAAGAACCUCAAGAUGCUGCCCCAGGCGGGCAAGAGGGUCCAGCAGCAGCUGAAGGCCCAGCUCACGGCCGUCAGCCUCUCGUCCCUCUGGGAUGCCGGGCGACCGGAGGUGACCCAGAACCCCAGGGCCAGGCUGGCCAGCCAAGGGCACCAGGACAGCUCCUCCUCCUCCUGCAGGGACUCCUGCCCGGCCUCACUCCUUAGAAGCCACUCCCAGCCCUGCAGAGACAAACCCGUCUCCUCCGAGAAGGUCACCAGGUCCUCAAGCUGCAGCGAUGCCACGACCAGGGACCGGGGCUGGCACCGUGCACUGGUCAGAGCCCUGUCCUCGCAUGCAUCCAAGUCGGAGCCGAAGGACUCGCAAGAGCCAGAGGACUGGCUCCCUGAGGAGUACCGCCAACCACCACCCUUCGCCCCUGGGUACUGCUGAGGGGUCAUUCUACCUCUCUCAGGGCCCCCAGCACAUACACAAGGGCACCAGUGCCCAGGAGCCUGGGAUGUAAGGCAGGUGUUGGGGCGGGGGCCAGGCAGCAGCUGGCCAUCUCAAUGGACAGAACUCACUCAUGGUGCCACUGGCUGAGGGCACCUGCUGUGCGUGC